GAGUGGACGCAUCUACGUUCUUUAUUCUUUACGACGUUUAACUACGAUUAAAUCAUUAAGAUUACAUUAAUUAUUAAGAUAUAAAUAAAUACGUAUCAGUGUUUAUUAGAAAAAAAUACACGUGAUAAAUUUUAAAAAUCUAAAAUUUAGCUUCUGUGACAAGUGAAAAAAGAUAGAACAAGAAUAGUUUAUUUAUUGCCUAUUAAAUUUUAAAAAUAUGAUUAAAUAGAAAGAGUAAUUUGUGUUUUAUAAUAAUUGUUAUAAUGAAGACUGUUCGUAAGAAAUAACUGUGUAAACUGUGCAUGAAUAACUUAGUUUUUAAGUAAAAUAUUUAAAAUGUUUUCGAGAAGAAAAUGUCAGAUUUUAAUAGCAUGCCUCGUUUUAUUUGUAAAGUUAAUUGCGGGCCAGAGAGAGUCAGUCGUGCUCCUUCGUUCCAACAUUACCCGUCUGACGGCGAGAGUCAUAAGAGCUGCCGGCUUCGAUCUUCAGCAAGUUGAACAUUUGUCUGUGAUGGACGCGCCUAAUUUAGAACACGUUGCGGUUGAAGAUCUGACCAAAAUGCCUAAUCUCAAAUCUUUUUUUAUAACACAAGCACCGUUGUUGCAUAGAAUCCCACCGCUACCAGCGCUGCCUGAACUGCGCACAUUUAUUAUAACGACAUCAGGUCUGGUGGAAGUUCCUAACUUGAGUCACGUUCAUGACAAGAACAGCGCGAACACAUCCCUGCCGUACUUGCAGGCCAUAGACCUCGAAGGCAAUCACAUAAAACGUAUCCCGAGCCACGCGCUGCGAGUCCGGGCUGACCAAGUUUCAUUGAAUUACAAUUUGAUAGAGGAAGUUCCGGCUCAUGCUUUUAAAAAUUCACAAAUAUCAAAAUUGAGUUUCAAAGGAAAUACUAAGUUAAAGAAAUUGGAUGAUAUGGCCUUUGCUGGUAACCUGCUGUUACGACAACUGGACCUAAGCAACACAGCCAUCACGUCGCUUCCUACGAAAGGUCUAGAAAAGUUACAAAUCCUUAGAAUAGAAAAGACGCCUUCGCUAAAAUACAUUCCAUCAAUAUAUGAAUUUCAACACUUGGAGAAGGCGUUUCUGACGCAUCACUUCCACUGCUGCGCUUUUGCCUUCCCGGAGAGACACAACCCCGCCAGACAUGCGCUGUACGAAACGCAGCUAGCGAUCAUGGCGCAGAAAUGCGGUAAAAACAACGAGAAGAAAACUUCGGAGCCAAGAAAACGAUCCAUAAAUCUAAAUCCUGACAUAAAACGAUCGACCAGAAGUGUCUACGAUGAUACUUCGACUGAAAGCCAGGAUAACGGUUCGUGGGCAAGCGACGAAUACUUCUCAGACUCCGGCAGCUUCGAAGACUACGAUCAAGGAGACUUCCACGAACCGGUCAACAACAGUCUGGGCGUUACCUAUUUUGCUGAAUGCGGCAACUUUAGCUUAAGCCGACGUGAAGUGGAAUGUACUCCGCUGCCAGAUGCUCUAAAUCCUUGUGAGGACGUGAUGGGCUGGUCGUGGCUUCGGGCCAGCGUUUGGUUCGUGAUAGCGGCAGCUGUGGUCGGAAAUAUAGCCGUUUUAUUAGUCCUCUUAACAAAUCACACUGAACUUACUGUACCAAGAUUUCUCAUGUGCCACCUUGCUUUUUCCGACCUUUGCACAGGAUUGUACCUCUUCAUGAUAGCAGUCGUGGACCUCAGGUCUUACGGAGAAUUUUUCAACUACGCCUACGAUUGGCAAUACGGCGUGGGGUGCAAAAUAGCUGGUUUCUUGUCUGUAUUCUCUGGUCAACUGUCAGUCUUCACUCUUACUAUAGUGACGCUAGAGCGUUGGUUUGCAAUUACAUACGCAAUUUACUUAGAGCGAAGAAUUUCAUUGGGAGCUGCAGCGAAAAUUAUGAUUGGCGGUUGGAUGUUCUCUAUACUUAUGGCAGGUUUGCCUCUAGCUGGAGUUUCGGAUUAUUCUUCGACUUCUAUUUGUUUACCGGUUGAAAGUGAAGGAGUUGAGGACGCAGUUUAUCAAGGGGGGUUGUUCCUGACAAAUGCAGUCGCAUGGGUGACGAUAGUGGUAUGCUACGUACAGAUUUACAGAUCAUUAGGAGGAGGUGGUGAGAAGUAUGGGGGUAGAGGAGCCGCAGCAGCGGCUGAAAGACGGAUAGCGAAUAAAAUGGCCCUCCUUAUUGGAACGGAUUUACUGUGUUGGGCACCUGUUGCAUUCUUUGGUGUAACAGCGCUGGCUGGUGUACCGUUGGUCGAUGUUAGUCACGGGAAAGUACUUCUAGUUUUCUUCUAUCCUUUAAACGCGUGUGCUAAUCCAUUUCUCUACGCAAUCCUGACGAAACAGUACCGCAGAGAUCUCAUAACAUUAAUCGCCAGGACAGGACAGUGUAAUUGGUUGGUGGAAAGGUAUAAAUUAGCAGCGACUCCCCCUCCAACAGCACAUACCAACCCUUCAGCACCAGCAGCGCUUGUUCCUCUAGUGGAUUACAAUAGAUCGGUAUCACAAGUCACAAAGAAUGGAGAAGCAGGUAUAUUGUAAUUAUAAGAAAGCCUUAAAAUAUUAUUUUUAUUAUAGGAAUAUUUAUUCUAAAUAGUCUUUCAUUUAUGUCUGUUGAACAACUUUUGUGUAAAUUUU
Molecule: messenger RNA, 2634 nt
Organism: Nymphalis io (European peacock)
Lineage: Eukaryota; Metazoa; Arthropoda; Insecta; Lepidoptera; Nymphalidae
Gene: Lgr1
Product: lutropin-choriogonadotropic hormone receptor-like
Exons: 13
Coding region: 337-2538 (733 amino acids)
Biological process (GO): G protein-coupled receptor signaling pathway
Cellular component (GO): membrane
Molecular function (GO): protein-hormone receptor activity; G protein-coupled receptor activity
Source: RefSeq, a predicted model, not a curated record